AUGAACGACCCGCUAGAACUCAUCCACCCACGCCGCAUCCACCCACGCUACAAUCGCCCCCUCGACGGUGUCGUCCUCGAGACAUCCGACGGGGUCGUCUUUCGCUACUCGUUGGCCAGUCUGGCGGAGCUCUCACCCUUCUUUCAAGCCCUCAACGAACUCCCCCAACCUCUCCUCACACUCAACGCCGACGGCACCAGCAACCACCCCGCUCCCAACGUUAUCCCGCUCCCCUCGAUCUCCUCCGGACCCUUGGCUUUCACACUCGAUGCGGCCCGCAACCUCACCAGUGGCGGCCAGGUCCCCUUGAUCAUGCCUCACAUGGUGUGGUAUCCUUGGUUCCUAGAACAACUCGUCGAGCUGGCUCUGAGCUUUGAGCUCAGGCAUGGCCUGUACUGCCUGUGGCAAAAACUCUGCAUUCAGCAAGGCGCGGGCCGUAAUCCAGCAUUGGGAUACACUAUUGCUUGCCUGCUCUUUGGACACGACCACGAAUGGGGAAUGGCCUACUGGACGAACGAGCUCGAAAAAUCGCUCCCCAUCAGCGAAUGGUGUACAACUAUCCUUUCGAUUCACCAACCACGCGCUCUCGAUGCCCUCCACGAAUUUACGAUUUUAAAGGCCCAAGCAUUGCAAGCGAAGUUGACGGCGUACAAGCGGCUGCAGGAAGAGAAGGAAGAGAAGGCGCGUGACGCUGCCAAACAAGCACAGUGGUGGACGGACGUCUACACCGAUGCCCUCAUGGAGGCUGAGUGGGCCGAGGCUCAGAGGGCCAUUACCUGA
Molecule: messenger RNA, 780 nt
Organism: Apiotrichum porosum
Lineage: Eukaryota; Fungi; Basidiomycota; Tremellomycetes; Trichosporonales; Trichosporonaceae
Exons: 2
Coding region: 1-780 (259 amino acids)
Source: RefSeq, a predicted model, not a curated record